CUGGGAGGUUGGUAGACCAGAGACUUUAGAACCAGAAUGGACAUUAUUACAUUCAACAGCAAUCUCCAAGUGUGAUCACGCUCAGGGUCCUUUUUUUUGUUUGUUUUGGUCUUAAAAACAAAAGUUUCACUUUUUUUAUUCCUUUUAAUUCUCUCUCUCUGGACAGUCCAUGGGAGGAUCGACUCCAAAUUCCGGCUCCAGUUUCCCCAUCAGCAUGUUGAACCAGCCAGAGUCCAGUGAGAACUUCAGCAAAGACGCCGAGAGGAAUACCAAACCCAUGCAAGAUUUCCCCGAGCUGAGGUAUGGCAUGCAGGACCGGUUCUACCUAGCGGCUGACCAGUGCCAGAGCAACCCGGACUCUGUCCCUCUCCCGUACCCCAGCCAACACAUCUCGGCGGCUGGCAUCUCGGUGGGCAACGCCAGCAGGUUCCUGAGUCCAACUUUAUCCAACUGCCCUUACCCCGCCACCAGAGCGCCGGUCCCCGGAGCGCCGAGCUACCCAGCCCCCGGGGCCGAGGUCUAUUCAGCGGGCACUGACUCCUUCUCGGCCCCGUACGCUCCCUCCUUCCAGCGGACAUCCAUCUACGGCGUGCCGGGCUUGCAGGCGGCCGGGAAAGUGCAGAUUCUCCUCUGCAAUUACCAGCUUUGGGCUAAAUUUCACAAACACCAGACCGAGAUGAUCAUCACCAAGCAGGGCAGGCGGAUGUUUCCUUUCCUGAGUUUUAACAUCACGGGGCUGGAUCCUUCUGCUCAUUAUAAUAUUUAUGUGGAUGUUGUCCUGGCAGAUCAGCAUCAUUGGAGGUACCAGGGAGGAAAAUGGGUACAGUGUGGCAAAGCAGAAGGCAACAUGCAAGGCAAUCGGACAUACAUCCACCCAGACUCGCCAAACACAGGGGCACACUGGAUGCGCCAAGAAAUUUCCUUUGGGAAGCUCAAGUUGACCAACAAUAAAGGAGCAUCUAACAAUGUCACUCAGAUGAUUGUGUUGCAGUCCCUACACAAGUACCAGCCACGGCUUCACAUUGUGGAAGUGAAGGAGGACGGCACUGAAGACCCAUACCUCACAACGAAAAUGCAAGCCUUCACAUUCCCCGAAACACAAUUCAUCGCUGUUACUGCUUACCAGAAUGCUGAUAUCACACAACUUAAAAUAGACCACAAUCCUUUUGCUAAAGGCUUCCGAGACAAUUUUGACUCAAUGUAUGGGAAUUCUGAAGGAGAUCGACUGACCCCCUCUCCACCGGAUCAGCCAAACUGCCAGCAGCUGGUUCCAGGCACACGGUAUCAGCCAUUCCUACAUGACCAGUACAUGAAUGCCCUGCCUCAAGGUCGGUACUACAAUGGUGAUCGGACUGUGUCUCACACAUCUAAACACAGAGAAGACAUUACAAACCCUCACCGAUGGUUUGUGUCACCAGUACAGCAGCAGAGUGGCAACAGACUGGAUUUUGGCUCCUAUGAUCCAGACUAUGCCGGGAAUGCCUUUAUGACUUACAGUAUGAAAGGUUUCCCUCCUCUUCAAGCAACUCCCCAUCCUCUGGGCUACUACCAGGAUCAUCCGUUCAGUUCAGGAAAUGCAUGGGGUGCAAGGGCACCCUCUCAAUUUCACCACAGCAAGCCUGGCUCCGCAUUGACCUGGUACAGGCCGGUGGCUGAUACCAGGCCAACGCUGGUCAACAUAGAGGACAAAAGCAAAGAAACGGAGGACUCGUCUUGGCUCGAGCCUCAUUCCGUUAAGUCGGCUGAUUCUUCCGAUUCGGGACUGUACGAGGCAGAUUGUAAACGGAGGAAAGUGUCUCCUUAUACCUCAAGCACUGAGAACUCACCCCCCAAUCAGAAUGGUGAGAAAUAUGAGAAGGAAAAUGGAAGUGAUACAGGGUACUACAGUUUUUAUACCAACUGAGUCACUCCUACGGCAAUGUUGGACAAGCACACUCUGCACAACAUGCCAAAUGAUAUAAACUACAUCGGGUCCCCAGGACUGGUCAUCACCCCAAAGAUGGAAGGGGUGGCAACUCCCCUUUACUGUUCUAGAAAGUUCCCUUAACGACGUUGGCCUUCAGAGGGAUAGAGAAAAUCUUCUAGCCCUGCAGGAGGGGUGGGAAUUUAUUUCUUAUUAAAUUGGUCUUUCCAACACAGACGUUACCUGCAAUGUUUUGAGGUGUAUGGAGUGUUCAUACUGAAGGGCAAGUAUGUUAGUUAUUAUGUGACAUACGUGGGGUUAUUGGAAAAAACACUUCAAUCAAGCACAAUUUUAUCAAUCACCGAUGAACGUUUCACCACCAAUGUUUCUUAGGAUUGCAAUAUACAGAGGGAGAAAAUGAUAAUUUUAAAAUGGAGACAAUGAAUUCUUU
Molecule: messenger RNA, 2354 nt
Organism: Hemiscyllium ocellatum (epaulette shark)
Lineage: Eukaryota; Metazoa; Chordata; Chondrichthyes; Orectolobiformes; Hemiscylliidae
Gene: tbx21
Product: T-box transcription factor 21
Exons: 6
Coding region: 170-1903 (577 amino acids)
Biological process (GO): positive regulation of DNA-templated transcription; cell fate specification; lymphocyte migration
Cellular component (GO): nucleus
Molecular function (GO): DNA-binding transcription factor activity, RNA polymerase II-specific; RNA polymerase II cis-regulatory region sequence-specific DNA binding
Source: RefSeq, a predicted model, not a curated record